UGACUGGUUUGUUUUGCUGCUUGGAGACUCGCUGAGGAGAGGCAGAGGAACAGCACGGGCUCUUCAGCGCUCAGUAUUCCUGUAUUUCUGAACACCAGCGCUUGUUAUUAGGAUUAAACCGGUUCAGAACGCGACGUUUCGUUGUUUUUAACUCGAAUUUAAAGCGCAGGCUGUCUGACUGAAGACGACACGGUCCUCCAAACAUGCCUUCAGAAAAGACGUUCAAACAAAGGAGGACAUUUGAACAGAGGGUGGAUGAUGUUAGACAGAUCCGAGAGCAGCACCCAAACAAAAUCCCCGUGAUCAUUGAGAGGUAUAAGGGUGAGAAGCAGCUUCCCAUUCUGGACAAAACAAAGUUUUUGGUUCCUGAUCACGUGAACAUGAGCGAACUCAUCAAGAUCAUCAGGAGGCGCCUGCAGCUGAACUCCAACCAGGCUUUCUUCCUGCUGGUGAACGGUCACAGCAUGGUAUCCGUUUCCACGGCCAUUUCCGAGGUCUACGAGCGCGAGAGGGAUGAAGAUGGCUUCCUGUACAUGGUGUACGCCUCCCAGGAGACUUUUGGAUGGGCCGACUCGCAGUAGAACGUCUGCCUCCGGCUGUUUGUUCUGGACAAUAAUACAUCCCUCCCCCACCCUCUGCCCUCUUCUAUCAUAAAGCACCUCUACACCCAAGCAGAUCAGACCGAGGGUCCUUUCUGCUACGACGGCCCUGUUGACCCCAGCCAUGAUCAGAUCCUACGUUUCCUUCCUGUAACCCAGCCUCCGUUAUUGGUGUUCUCUUCUUCUUAUGGAUCAAAAAGGGGUCUUUUUUUUUUACAGAAUGGAUGAGUUAAAGGGUAGUGAAUGUAAGAAAGGCUGCAUAUAAUCAGUGGGAUGGACUGGUUUGUUUGCAGAUAGGUUUGUUUUAACAAUUUUCUUCUUUACCCGAGGAGAUCUGUGUGUGUGGUUUUAGACGCAGUCAGCACACGAUGAUUUACUGAAACGGUUUGAGACGGCCGUGUGAAACAUCGAAACUUAACUUGAGCGCAUCAGAUCUGCCUGGAAUUUUCUUUCUUUUAAACUGGGAAUAUCUUAAAUCUUUGAAGAAGUCUGAUGUAAAACAUGACGUGGACUGCACAGUUUAAAGUUCACAAUCAAAACUGGUUGGACUUUAUUUUAUGGAACACAAAUGAGUGCUUCACUUAGGUUUUGUUCUUUGUUUAAUAAAGUAUGAAUUAGACAUUUCUGAUGCAUAAUGAUUUACCAUACUAUUAUGACCUUAAUUGGAACAUAAUUAGAGGUCUGUUGUGUGAAAAACACUAAGAACAGCAUUAGCAUUCCUUCAGUAUCUAUGAUAAUGCAUAAUAAACAUCAUAAUAUACUACCCCAUGUGGAUUGAAUAGAACAUUAUUAGAUACUAAUGGAAUUUAACUGCCCUGUCUGUUUUUUUAGUGAGUGAUUAGUAUAACCAAUUGAGUUGAGAAUAUGGAACACAUGCACACAUUUGAAUGCAUUAAACUCUUAUUAACUCAACACAUAAACAUAAAACAAUAUCAUAUAAAACCUGGCAUUGUCUGGACCCUACACAAAUUAAGAGUGCUCAUAACAUGCAGAUGUACGUAAACAUUCUUUCAGAUUUUGACAAAUUCGUUUAUUAAGCAUAUCAGUCCAAACAAUGCAAUUAUUUGUGAAUUUUACAUAAAAGAGCAAUCAAUUUUUUUUGCAUAGAGGUCAUAAUAAAUAAAGCUGAACGCACAGUAAUUAUCUAGGCAUUAGGAAUGUCUAAUUCUAAUUCAGACAAAAGUCUAUAGAUAAAGACUUUCAUUUAUGUUCCUCAAACACUGCUAAACUAAAGCUCUUCUAUCCAGACAUAAUUUAUUUAAAUGAAUGAACUCCUCAGCUUGUAUAAGCUUCUGUGUAGUUCUCGGAUGUAGACAAAUCUAAACAGUGCUCAGUUUCAGAAUUUGACUUCUUGUGUCCCUUUGGAACAAGGUGUUCUCCGUUAUCUAGAGCUCCGUUUAUACAAACUGCUUGCCGUUGAUAAACCAAAUUUGAUCGGAGGUGUUUAGCAGUUCUGCCUUUCUUCUCUCAACUUGAGCUUUCUUCAGGAAGACUGUGGAUCUAUAUUCCCAUCUUGAGAAAGCAAGAAAAAAAAGGAAGUAUACCCUGCCGUGCUUUUCCUUACUGAUUCGUUCCUGAGUGAUUUAGACCAUUUAGACAGAGUGUGGCUCACUCAGAUGUGGGUGAAAUUGCUUAUAUUUCUCUCUCUCUCUCUCUCUCUCUCUCUCUCUCUCUCUCAAAAAAAAAGAAAUUCUUGCUAUGAUUGUAGUGCAAAGCUUUGUAAUGCAGAUGUAGGAACAAUAAGAGAAACCCAUCCUCUAAACAAGUCAGACACAUAGGAACAGAGGAUACGUCAAUGAAUGUCGUUGUUUGCAAAAAAAAUGCUGUAGAUGGAAAGCCGCUCACCUGUGCCAUGACGCGCAGGAAGGUACCAGUUUUAGAUGUAGGCUGACGUCACUUUAACAGGUGCAGGCAUCCCUGAGUUUGGGCUCCGACGGCUCCCAAAUCACUGCUUUUCUUCUGGUGCACGCUUUAGAAUUCCUAAUUUGAAUAGAGAGGGUUAUUUACGCCUUUAUAAACGCAUAAGUACAUGUGCUACUGUACGCCACUGUCAGUAUGUCUUACUUAUAACUGUACAACAACAAGAAAAGAGAGGAAAAAAAAAAUAGAUGCCUUUUAUCCUGAGCAUCUCUUUGCUUUUAGCUUUGUCUUGUUUUUAUUUAAAGAGAUGUUUCCUUGUACAGAUGUUCAUAUGCUAUACUUCUGUGUAAUGAACAAAUAAAUGAGUAAAUAAAUGAAAGGUGUUGGUUGAAAGCAGGUGUAAUGGAGAAGGACAGCAGAGGUGAUGUGUUUUAUCUGUUCGGUCCCACCUCUUCUGCAUCUCCAUAUUUACAGCAAUAGUACACUGCUCUGUUCAUGAUCUUUCUGUUAUUUUAAAAGAUAAACAAUAAAACAGAGGAAUAUUCAA
Messenger RNA from Astyanax mexicanus (Mexican tetra), 3006 nucleotides. RefSeq names its product microtubule-associated protein 1 light chain 3 beta (gene map1lc3b). Gene Ontology annotation, cellular component: autophagosome; cytosol; autophagosome membrane. Gene Ontology annotation, molecular function: ubiquitin protein ligase binding. Gene Ontology annotation, biological process: macroautophagy; autophagy of mitochondrion; cellular response to nitrogen starvation. The record is from RefSeq and is a predicted model, not a curated record. The transcript has 4 exons. NCBI's taxonomy places the organism in Eukaryota, Metazoa, Chordata, Actinopteri, Characiformes, Acestrorhamphidae. Bases 204 to 581 code for a protein of 125 amino acids.